Staurois parvus is the source of this 377-nucleotide messenger RNA. Lineage: Eukaryota; Metazoa; Chordata; Amphibia; Anura; Ranidae. The record is from the annotation of a GenBank genome assembly.
GUCCACAGUUUCUGGUCAUCUCCUGUAGUAUGUCCACAGUCUCUGGUCAUCUCCUGUACUAUGUCUGCAGUGUCUGGUCAUCUCCUGUAGUAUGUCCGCAGUCUCUGGUCAUCUCCUGUAUAUGUCUGCAGUCUCUGGUCAUCUCCUGUAGUAUGUCCGCAGUCUCUGGUCAUCUCCUGUACUAUGUCUGCAGUCUCUGUCAUCUCCUGUCAUGUCUCCACUGUAUCUCCUGUACUAUGUCUGCAGUCACUGGUCAUCUCCUGUACUAUGUCUGCAGUCACUGGUCAUCUCCUGUACUAUGUCUGCAGUCACUGGUCCUGUACUAUGUCUGCAGUCCAUUGGUUCAGAAUAUUUUUUUUUCUUGUUUUCCUCCCCUA